Molecule: messenger RNA, 3798 nt
Organism: Pomacea canaliculata
Lineage: Eukaryota; Metazoa; Mollusca; Gastropoda; Architaenioglossa; Ampullariidae
Product: ADAMTS-like protein 1
Exons: 17
Coding region: 1127-3673 (848 amino acids)
Biological process (GO): extracellular matrix organization
Cellular component (GO): extracellular matrix
Molecular function (GO): metalloendopeptidase activity
Source: RefSeq, a predicted model, not a curated record
AUAAUUUUCAUUUUAAAACCAGACUUUUACUUCACAAAUGACCCGGAUGCCAGACACGUGCGUCUUAAGCUGGACUUGUCAUUAUUAUUAACCUGCGACCAAUUAGCUAAUUGGCUUCUUGUCGCCGCAAGGCAAAGCAGCGCCAUCUGUCGGCAGCGGCCGGCGGAAACGUGGUGAGGGCGGCAGUCACGUUGUAUGCCGGGUCACGUUCACGUCAUCUGUGCCCGACGACAGACACAGGCAGUGAGUGCACCUGUUCAGCGCCUGCCGUGUGGUGUGAGUGUGCGCGUGCGCACGCGUGUGCUGCACCGACUUCAAGGAAUCCUGGGAACGUUCCGUCACUUCGGCGAAGAGGAUACGAGCCACGACGACGACGAUUAACUCCGAGAGGAGUGGGGUGGAGGUAGGUAGGUACCCGUAGAUUAACUGCGCUGCACUGACUACCUGCACCGUGGGACAGGUGAAAAGUGCAGGUAACCUUCCUCUACCUGUCCCCACCCUCCAUACACACCUUUCACCAAGGAUUAUGCCGAGAGCGGCGCUAUUGAAACUGCUUGGCGGGGCAGGCUGACGACAGAGCUGGGGGGUGGACAGACGACUGAGCGCAUUGUUGGUGACAUUCCGCACCCCCAGCCCUCCACCAACCUUGAGAAGUCAGCCCUGUAGCCGCAUGACAGAGAGCUCGGUGUGCUGGCGACGACAGCUUUCAGGAAUUCGUUCUCGGCGACGUUUCCGCGUCAACAGCAACAAACCGCUUUGUCUGUGUUAAGUCUGUACGUCAACCUGCAAUCUCAUUCAAGACAGUCUGUCUGUCUGUGUGUUUGCGGAGGGAUGCUGUCAGUCCCCGCCAGCAGAGAGUCGUGAUAUAAGAAAACUAAGACGCUCUUUAGCGGAGAAAACCACGGAAGAAAGAGGAAAGGGAAGAAAUAAGCUUUUGUUUGCCGCAUCAGCAAAAAACGCACGACACAUCUGCUCGGUGUUGUCCAUCUGCAUCAUCAUCAUCGCUCCUCCCUCCCACACAUUGCUUCCCUCCUCCUCCUCCUCCUGCAUUGCCGGCUGCUGCCGGUAAAGACGCCUGGAUGUGAAUGCGCGGACCUUACAUCCGCUGGCGCUGAUUUCUCGCUUCAUGUCUUCCCGAGGCCAAGAAAUGCAUUUCAACGGAAGUACCCCGAAGUUAUGGACUUUGACGCUGCUGCUCCGGAUGGUGCUGCUUCUUGCUGCGGUACCCGAGCAAGCAGUGGGUGAUUACUGGGGUGAAUGGUCGGCUUGGAGCGAGUGUUCGCGGACCUGUGAUGGUGGCGCCACCUAUCAAGAAAGAAAGUGCAUCCGCAGUUUUCACAGCCGCCAGGGCUGCGAAGGGGACCGUUACCGCUACGACACCUGCAACACACAAGUAUGUCCUCCAGACGGAAUGGAUUUCCGUUCCGAACAAUGCACAGCCUACAACAACGCCACCUAUGGCGGGAAGCUGUACGAUUGGCUGCCGUACACGGACCGCAAGAACCCCUGCGCCCUCUACUGCAUCGCCAAGGGCACGAGGACCGUGGUGCGUCUGGCGCCCAAAGUUCUGGACGGCACGCGCUGCAAACACAACGCCUUCGACAUGUGCAUCAGCGGCAAGUGCUGGAAAGUAGGCUGUGAUUACAAGCUCGGAUCAGAUGUGCAACUAGAUUUAUGUGGAGUUUGCGGGGGAAACAACUCCUGUCUGACGGGGACGCAAUCGCACAAGGAGCGCUAUCAAUGGCGGGAGGCGGGGCUAUCCCAGUGCUCCGCGUCCUGUGGUGUAGGUGUGCAGGUGUCCGUGUUCGUGUGCUACGAAGCACUGAGUGAGCAGCAGGUGAGUGACAGUCAUUGCCAGGAGAGUGAGCAGCCUGCCGGCAGACGACAAAACUGCUUUCGGAGACGAUGUCCACCUGUGUGGAAGAUCUUUCCCUGGCAGCCAUGUACAGUCACGUGUGGUGGCGGGACCAAGAGUCGCGCGGUCCGCUGUAUGGACACGUUGAUGGACGGUCGCCAGCAGUGGCUGCACGACAGCUUCUGUCCGUCGCCGCGGCCCAGCGUGGUGCAGACGUGCAGCAAGCAGAUCUGUCCCACGUGGUAUGCCGGCCAGUGGUCGCCGUGCAGUGUCACGUGCGGCUGGGGAGUUCAGGUUCGUGAGGUCGUGUGUCGUCACGAGGGGGACACGUUCUGUGAGGAUGACAGCAAGCCCAUCACACGACGGAACUGCACUACCACCUUUGCCUGCAAUGACCCCGAUGAUCCCAGGUACAUUGCGGAGCGUGACGAGACAGCAGACUCCCGCCAGGAGCUCACGGGCAGAGAACUCCGCGACGGAACACCUGCAUUCGUUCACGAGGAGGACAUCAACAACCACGACAUGAGCAAGCCAAGGUACGUGGUGACCAGCUGGAGCGCCUGCAGCGUGACGUGUGGGACAGGCACGCGCCAACGGUUUGUCAUGUGUCAGGUGCGCCUGUACUACUUACGAGGUUUCGUGGAUCUUGCUGACAGCGAAUGUCCAGGUGAGAAGCCACCAACAAUGGAAGUGUGUGAGAGAGACCCUUGCUACGGUGACUAUGAGUGGAGAGCCACAGGUGUUACCGCAUGUGACCGCAGCUGCCUCGGAGGUAUCCAAGAGACUCUGGUGCAGUGUCUUCACAAAACCAACAACACCGAGGCGCCCGAGGACCACUGCCUGCACUCCAAGACCGUACCUGUGGAAAGGAAGAUCUGUAACGACAUCCCCUGUCCUCAAAGGUGGCGUAUCGGCGACUUCAGCCCGUGCUCCACGACGUGUGGGGGCGGCUUGAUGAUCCGAGAGGUCACGUGCAUCCAGGAGGUCAGCAGCGUGGUGGACAAGGUGCUGACCUUGCCGGACUUCAUGUGCCAGAAACCCGUGCCGCAGCGCGUGAGGACGUGCAACACGCAGUUCUGCCCCGCAGACUGGGCCACCGGCUUCUGGUCCGAGUGUUCCGUCACCUGCGGACCUGGGGUGCAGCUGAGGCCUGUCGUCUGCCAGCGUGUGACGGCGGACGGGACCCCGACAGAUGUGGAUGAGUACCACUGCCCACCCACUGAGAAACCUGUCUCUGAGCUGGCCUGCAACGAGAGUCCCUGCCCCAUCGUCCGCAUCAAACGACAGACCCUGCGCUUUUUCCAGCUCAACAAGAUGGAGCGAGUUCGCCUGAAAGUGGGCACGUCGGCAGCCAUCUUGCCCGGAACUUCCGUCAUCGCCACGUGCCCGGUGCGCGGCGCGAGCAAGAACAGCGUGGAGUGGUUACGGAACGACCGGCCGCUGCGCAAGACGCGCCGUACGCACGUGUCCAGCAGCGGCAAGCUGCGCAUCACCAACGCACGUCCGGACCGCGACACCGGCAACUACACGUGCAUCGCGGGCCUGGAGCGGGCGCGUCUGGAGCUCACCUUCAGCGACUUCUACGCCGUCCUGCAGGAAACUGCCCUUCGAGAGAAGUAUUUGCUGGGGUUCCUGGCGGACAGUCCAAGUGAGAAUGCAUCUGUAUAUCAUAAGGAUCCAAGUGAAACAAAGCCGUUUACCACAAGGAUCCGUAUGACAGACAACAAAGACCUCUCCAGGUCGUCGUGGGUGACUGGUCACCGUGUUCAGCCACGUGUGACGGCGGCUUACGGACGCGACCGGUCAGCUGUGAGAUAAUAACCAAGGAUUACUACGAGGCUUUUCCGGACAGUGUGUGUCGAAAAGGCGGACUGUCAUUGCCAGAGAAGUCUUUGAACUGCGCCCUACAACCCUGUGUCAAGUGGACUGUGGGCGAGUGGUCU